Messenger RNA from Owenia fusiformis, 1221 nucleotides. The record is from the annotation of a GenBank genome assembly. NCBI's taxonomy places the organism in Eukaryota, Metazoa, Annelida, Polychaeta, Sabellida, Oweniidae.
AUGGGUUUCGUUCAGUGGAAGUUGUUGCUUUGCUUUGCUGCAGCCUGGGUGAUUGUGUUCCUGUGUAUCAUCAAAGGCAUAAAGACUUCUGGCAAAGUGGUAUACUUCACGGCUACAUUUCCAUACGUAGUACUCACAAUCCUGUUGAUACGUGGUGUGACCCUCCCUGGAGCAGCAGAUGGUCUGAAGUACUACCUUAUUCCCAAGUGGGAAAAACUUCUAAGCUUUAAGGUAUGGGGAGAAGCGGCGAUGCAAAUUUUCUUUUCAACCGGGAUUGGUGGGGCUCUUAUAACGAUGGCCAGCUUUAACAAGUUCAACAACAACUGCUACAGAGAUGCAAUUUUGAUAUCAAUCUUAAAUGCUGGUACAAGUGUGUUUGCUGGUCUUGUGAUCUUCUCAGUUGUUGGAUUCAUGGCUCGCGAAACUGGUGAAAGUAUUGAUAACGUUAUAACUCAAGGUCCCGGACUUGCUUUUGUGGUAUACCCAGCGGCAUUGACUAAACUUCCUGUUUCCCCUGUGUGGUCUGUGUUGUUUUUUACAAUGCUUCUAACGCUGGGCGUGGGAAGUAUGAUUGUCAUGGUUCAAAAUUUAGUUGUAUCUAUAACUGACGAGUUCAACCUAACUAGCAGGAAAACACUUCUGACAGCAAUCAUAUGUGUAGUGGAAUUCCUCUUUGGUAUUCCUAUGAUAAUGCAGGGUGGAAUGUACGUGCUACAAGUGAUGGACUAUUACAGUGUGGUGUUCACUUUAAUGAUUGUUACCUUUGUCGAGUGUGUUGCAGUUACAUGGAUAUAUGGCAUGGACCAGUUUUCCAAAGAUAUUAAACUUAUGAUUGGUUCAAACCCUUCUAUUUUGUGGAAGAUAUGUUGGCGGUUUAUUACCCCGGGACUUAUAUUAUGUAUAUUUUGCUUCCUUAUCGUGACCCACGUGCCUGUGACAUAUGGGGACUAUACGUAUCCUGACUGGGCGAUUGCAAUAGGGUGGAUUCUGGCAGCUGUAUCAUUUGCACCAUCACCAAUGUAUGCAUGUUAUCGUAUGUUAACUACGGAUGGAAAAACGUUUGUUCAGCGUAUUCGGUUCCUGAGAAUGCCCGAACCAAAGUGGGGUCCAGCGCUAAAAGAAAAUAGAGAAUUGUAUCUAAGAGCAUUGAGUGCAGAAAGAAAACGCCACGUUCUGGGCCCAAGAGAAGUGAAUGUGGACUUGGCUCCACUCAAGCAAUAA